Messenger RNA from Cucumis melo (muskmelon), 2304 nucleotides. RefSeq names its product rab escort protein 1. Gene Ontology annotation, biological process: intracellular protein transport; vesicle-mediated transport; small GTPase-mediated signal transduction. Gene Ontology annotation, molecular function: GDP-dissociation inhibitor activity. Bases 411 to 2042 code for a protein of 543 amino acids. Lineage: Eukaryota; Viridiplantae; Streptophyta; Magnoliopsida; Cucurbitales; Cucurbitaceae. The record is from RefSeq and is a predicted model, not a curated record. The transcript has 9 exons. Gene Ontology annotation, cellular component: Rab-protein geranylgeranyltransferase complex; cytosol; nucleus.
GAAAAAAAUAUCCGUGAGGUUGCACUGUCAAACUCCCCGUUUCUGUUAUAGUCGCCGUUUUCACCGUUCAAUGGGUGUUGCCGUUACUCAGUAGUCUGUCCAACACCCCGCCAUCGUCCGAUGAAUUUUCACACUUCGAUGGUGUUACCGCCUUCCAUAUCGUGAAAAGAUAGCUUUAUUUUAUGAUUUUAGGGCUUUUUUCAUUGACUUCUUUAUUCUCCCUCAACAUCAUCAUCCACCCUUGCCUCUUCAGCUGCCCCUUUCCUUUUCUGUCACUAUUUCAAAUCUAUUCUGAUAUCUAACCUCCGGUGACCGACCAUAAAAAGCUGGUCGGCUCCCGAUCCGAUGUUGUAGCAAGCCGAACACAUUCCCAUUUGCAGAUUGUUUCGUUCAUCCAAUUCCUUCCCAACAUGUCCGACCUCCCUCAACACCCUCUCAUUGAUCCCUCCACCUUUGACCUCAUUGUCGUUGGCACUGGAUUGCCCCAAUCCAUCCUUGCCGCCGCUGCCUCCGCCGCCGGAAAAACCGUUCUCCACCUCGACCCUAACCCCUACUAUGGAGGUCACUUCGCUACUCUUCCUCUCCACGACCUCACCUCCUUUCUCAAUUCCGCCUCUGCCCCUUCGCUGCCAUCGCCACCUCUUGCUUCCUACGAUAAUCAAGAUUAUGUCUCGGUUGAUCUUCAAACUAGGCCUUUGUACUCGGAUGUUGAAAUAUCCUCCUACGCACCUGAAGUCCUUCAAGAGCAUGCCAGAAAGUUCAAUAUUGAUUUAGCUGGACCGAGGGUUUUGUUUUGUGCUGAUAAAUGCAUUGAUGCUGUUCUGAAAGUGGGUGUUAACCAGUAUUUGGAAUUUAAGAGCAUUGAUGCGAGCUAUUUGUGGGAUCCGAAUGGAAAAUUGGUUAAUGUGCCUGGUUCUCGAGCAGCUAUAUUUAAGGACAAGAGUUUGAGUCUGACGGAGAAGAACCAGUUGAUGAGGUUUUUCAAACUCGUUCAGCAGCAUUUGGAUCCCGCUGAGGAUAGUGAAAAUUCCAAAAUCUCCCAAGAAGACUUGCACACUCCUUUUUUGGAGUUCUUGAAUAAAUUGCGGUUGCCUCAAAAGAUGAAGUCGAUAAUUCUGUAUGCCAUAUCCUUGGCAGAUGAUGAUCAGAACGACCAUGAUGUUGGUAAAAAUAGAUUACUUACGAAAGAAGGAAUCGCCCGUCUAGCUCUCUACCACACUUCAAUUGGCAGGUUUCAAAAUGCACAAGGUGCUUUAUUAUAUCCUAUCUAUGGUCAAGGGGAGCUUUCUCAAGCAUUUUGCCGUCGUGCUGCAGUCAAAGGUUGUCUUUAUGUACUGCGAAUGCCUGUGGUUGCUCUAUUAAAGGACAAGAGUAAUGAGCAAUAUAAGGGUGUUCGGUUGGCUUCUGGACAGGACAUCUUUAGUCAACAGUUGGUUCUGGAUCCAUGCUUCAUAGUUCCUCAACUGUUUAAAUUAUCUCUAGAAAGUCUUCAAGACGUUAGCUUGAGAGAUGUCAACCGCAAGGUGGCUAGAGGAAUAUGCAUUACAAAGCGCUCCUUAGUAUCAGAUGUUAAGAAUUGUCUGUUGGUUUAUCCUCCUAAAACUUUGUUUCCUGAGCAAGUUUCAUCAGUUCGGGUUCUCCAGAUAGGUGGCAAUUUAGCUGUUUGCCCAGAGGAUAUGUUUGUCAUAUACAUUUCUACCUUAUGUGAUAAUGCUAAUCAAGGGAAGGAGAUGGUUCGUGAAGCUAUGAAUGCAAUCAUGUCGCUCUUUGUUUCUGAUUGUCCUGAUUCUAUUUCUGUAGAUCAAGAUACCAAUGCAGAAGGUAAAGAAUUGGACCUACUUUGGAGUGCACUAUACGUUCAGGAAUCAAGUGUGGGUCAAUUUGGAACAGUGAGCUUCACCCCUAUGCCUGAUGGCAAUCUGAACUACGAUGACCUUUUGGAUGCAACUUUUGAGCUAUUUCAGAAGAUGUAUCCCAAUGAAGAGCUCUUUCUGGAGACAACUUCAGCUGGAGUUCAUCAAGACGACGGCGAAGAGAGCUAAUGGUAACAUACGACGCCUCAAUUUGAAUCUACUAUCAAGUGUAGUGUCAUGAAAACUUCCUGCAAACUCGUUUUUGGCAUCUGCAGGACUACAUCAAAUACAUGAUAAUCCAAGACCAUGCAGGGUUAUAUAUUCAAAUACAAGGACUCCCUUAGAGAAUGCUAAAGAAUUUGAGGUGGAUUUUCUAAUGUUGUACACUAUAAUCUGUGUUCAACACUCGAUGCUUAUUUAAUCAUAUUUGGCAACAAAAACAUUUUAUGCA